AUGGGCAAUCAGAUUUUUUUCUUCCUCUGCGCUAAUGACCAGGCCGAGAAGAAGAACAUCCUUUUCUGCAGUUUUGCUUCUUCCCAGUUUAAUGAUGACAGAUCUACGGUGCUAUUGACUGAUGCUGACUUUGGAGAGUCAUCAAAACAGAAGUCGUUAACGGUCACUCACACGGUGCAUUACCAGUCCGUCUCGCAGGCCACCGGACCCUUGGUCGAUGUGUCAGAUGCUCGACCUGGAACAAAUCCAACCACCAGGAAAAAUGCAAAAGCCGGUCCGGCUGCCCGCAACAGAUACGCAAGUCAGUGGACGCUUAACAGACCCCACCCCACCAUAUCCGCGCACACACUAACCACAGACUGGAGGCUACCGACUCCGAGAGCCACCGGAUCAGUAGACAAGGAGAGCGACAGCUACAGUGUCAGCCCGUCACAGGACACAGACCGAGCGAGGAGCAGCAUGGUCUCCACAGAAAGUGCCUCGUCCACCUACGAAGAGUUAGCAAGAGCCUACGAGCACGCAAAGAUGGAGGAGCAACUGAGACAUGCCAAAUUCACCAUCACAGAAUGCUUCAUAUCAGACACCUCUUCAGAGCAACUGACUGCAGGGACUAAUGAGUAUACAGACAGUCUGACCUCUAGCACGCCAUCAGAGUCUGGGAUUUGCAGAUUUACUGCAUCACCUCCUAAACCUCUUGAUGGUGGAAAGGUACAAAACAUGGCAGCUCCAAAGGCACAUCGGCCAGGUGAUGUGAUGAACUUGCCGCCGUACCUUAGAAUGGACUUUUUAUUAAAUCGUGGUGCUUCAGGAACUAGCAGAGACUUGGGUUUAGGGCAGGCUUGCUUGGAACCUCAGAAAAGCCGAACCCUGAAGCGACCCACAGUUCUGGAACCAAUACCCAUGGAAAACCCUUCAGCACGUGAAGUACAGUCGUGGCAGCCCAGCGCAGGGGCGGCGGCGGCGGCAGCAGCGGCCGCACCGGUACCUCCACGAGAGGCCACAGAGCUUGGACAGGCAGCUAAAAUAAGCAGUUCACAGGAAUCGCUGCUGGACUCCCGGGGGCACUUGAAAGGAAAUAACCCUUACACAAAAUCUUACACCCUGGUAUAA
Molecule: messenger RNA, 1110 nt
Organism: Bufo gargarizans (Asiatic toad)
Lineage: Eukaryota; Metazoa; Chordata; Amphibia; Anura; Bufonidae
Product: Down syndrome cell adhesion molecule homolog
Exons: 6
Coding region: 1-1110 (369 amino acids)
Biological process (GO): dendrite self-avoidance; axon guidance; homophilic cell-cell adhesion
Cellular component (GO): plasma membrane; axon
Molecular function (GO): cell-cell adhesion mediator activity
Source: RefSeq, a predicted model, not a curated record